Messenger RNA from Trypanosoma rangeli, 2043 nucleotides. Its product is annotated as putative ubiquitin hydrolase. The coding region runs from base 1 to 2043 and encodes 680 amino acids. The transcript has a single exon. Gene Ontology annotation, molecular function: cysteine-type deubiquitinase activity. NCBI's taxonomy places the organism in Eukaryota, Euglenozoa, Kinetoplastea, Trypanosomatida, Trypanosomatidae. Gene Ontology annotation, biological process: protein deubiquitination. The record is from RefSeq and is a predicted model, not a curated record.
AUGGGUGAACGGGAUCUCAAUACAGAUGUCAAGCCCGUUAGCGGAGAGGUGCCCACGCAGGUGAAAAAUGAUGGCUUCGUCACGGACGCUUUUACUCUAUCGGACGCGGAAAAAGUGCAUGUGCAGAACGGCAUCCUGAAUCUUUGUUUGUCUUCAAAAAUGCCUGUAGUAAACAGGGCGUAUGAGAGCCCACCUGCUGUUGAGACAUUUUCGCCACCCUUGGUUCCGAUCCCACCUGUGGAAGCCUAUGUGCAGGAGGUCCUGAGAGAAAUGGCGAAGCUGAUUGAAGGCGACGACCUUGUGAAAUCCAUAGCCAAGACACGCGACGAGUUGCUGCCCUUUAAGGGCGGUGUGGCCGUUUUUGAGGUUCCUUGGUUUGCCACAAUGCGUGAUCGCGCCUUACGCGCCAUAGAGGCUGUGAGGGCGCGAGUUCAACAGUCACCUGAGAAGCAAUUCUCCUUGUCUGACGGAGAUGCCGACAUCGACGUUGAAGUCGCACGGAGGUUGUUUGUGCCGCAACUAGGCGAAAUAACGGGAAAGGUCCUGCACAGGUACCAUUCCAUGUUAUACUUUCACAGGAAGCGUCUUCCUCAUGAAAUGAGUGUUAUUUUUGCUCAGUUGAACGAGCGAUUGACGCAAACUGUUCUAGCAACGCGGGCUGGGUGUUCGCAGCAGGCGUAUGCGUCGUCGCUGGUGGAGCUGGAGGGUGUCCUGCUGCACGAUUUUGGGUUGUGGAUUUCAUUCAUUUUUCCGUACUUUAAAUAUGCGUUCUCCUCCGGGAUACCGAUGCAGUUGCUCUGGCAGGAGACCGCCGUUAUCUGUAAGGAGGAGGUGGCGUUUCAGGUGUACACCACAGCCACGCGGGUAAACUUGCAGAGCAAGGGCAACCACAUAGGGCGAGGUGCACUUUUUCCUGUGAAGUGGAUGCAAGAGCUGUUGCAAUGGCUCUGUAGCAACAAGGAGGAGGACGCCCCGCCUCCCGGUCCCUUUGACACCCUUCAACUGGUGGAGUUAUCGUCGGAUCACCCAGUGAAGCAUGUGGUACGAGAGGACAAUUCAGAGUUGGAUAUUAUCCCGGAGGAGCUCUUUGAGCUGCUUUGGAGACACUUUGGAGGCGGUCCAAAGUAUCUGGUGGAGGGUAAGUUUAAAAUGCUGCGGGACGUUGAAGCGCGCCUGAGACCUCGGCGCGCAACGCUUGCGUUUGUGUUUGGUGAGGCACCCUCUCCGUCGGUGUUCUUGGAGCGCGUUCUGCACCGCGCCAAAGUCUCUGAAGUGAUGCAGCGGGCCAUGCAGAAGCUUCAGAAAACCCCCUCCUCUCAGUGGGGACGUUUAGAUUCAGCAGAAUGGCACGCCGCAUUAUGCACUGAUGAUGGCGUAAAUAUUUGCGUUACACAUGUUAAGGGUGCUCCGCUGGAGCCGCCGCAGUCGCUCUCAAACCUGAGUGCCAUAUCUGUUGGAGAGGUGUUGGAACAAGUGCGGGCCGCUCCGUCCACGGGAACGGGCCGUAAAGCUCCAGUGCUUCGCUUCAAACUCUGCUUGCGGCAACGGAUAGACAGCAUGCGGUUGGAGAGGUGUGGUGUGUGCGGUCUUUUAAACAUUGGCAACACUUGUUACAUGAACAGUGCAUUGCAGUGCCUCUUUAACAUGCGGGCCGUGCGGCAUGCAAUUUUGUCCAUCCCCCUCUCGGAGUGCCGGAAUCCUCUUGUCACGCGGGAGAUGGUGUGCCUUUUGCGUAACAUGUGGUCAGGCGUGCAACAGGUUGCCGAAACAUCCAAAUUGAAAACGACAUUUGGACGAGAGGUAAGACGCUUUGAUUCGUACGAGCAGCAAGAUGCCAUGGAAUUUAUUGAGACGCUUCUUGACUGCAUGCAUGAGGAGACAAAGAAGAUCACUGGGAAGUGUCAGCGGGAGGUGCGUGACUCCGACGCGUCUAUUCCUGCGCCGCAGCUGUCGAAAAUCCUUUGGCAGGAUUUUCUUAACAACAACAAGAGCUUCAUCUCCGAACUCUUUUUUUUCAGACUAGCACACGCUUGGAGUGCCUGA